Nipponia nippon (crested ibis) is the source of this 2773-nucleotide messenger RNA. The record is from RefSeq and is a predicted model, not a curated record. NCBI's taxonomy places the organism in Eukaryota, Metazoa, Chordata, Aves, Pelecaniformes, Threskiornithidae.
AUGGAGCCGCUGAGCCACCGCGGCCUGCCGCGCCUCUCCUGGAUCGACACCCUCUACAGCAACUUCAACUAUGGUGCAGAUGAGUACGACGCCGAGGGCAACGAGGAGCCCAAGGCACUGCCAGAGGGCUCGGAAACCAUGCCCUACAUCGACGAGUCGCCCACCAUGUCCCCCCAGCUCAGCACCCGUGGCCAGGAGAGCGGGGACGGCGUCUCACCCACGCCCACCGAUGGCCUCGGCACAGGGGUAGAUGCUGGCAAAGGCCUGGAGAUGCGGAAGCUGGUGCUCUCUGGUUUCCUGGCCAGCGAGGAGAUCUACAUCAACCAGCUGGAGGCCCUCUUGUUGCCUAUGAAGCCACUGAAGGCCACGGCCACUACGUCGCAGCCAGUCCUCACUCUCCAGCAAAUCGAGACCAUUUUCUACAAGAUCCAGGAUAUCUACGAGAUCCACAAGGAGUUCUAUGACAGUCUGUGCCCAAAGGUGCAGCAGUGGGACAGCAACAUCACCAUGGGCCACCUCUUCCAGAAGCUGGCCAGCCAGCUGGGGGUCUACAAGGCCUUUGUGGAUAACUACAAAAUCGCGCUGGAGACCGCAGAGAAGUGCAGCCAGAGCAACUACCAGUUCCAGAAGAUCUCUGAGGAGCUGAAGGUGAAGGGCCCCAAGGACUCGAAGGAGAGCCACACGUCCGUCACCAUGGAGGCACUGCUGUACAAACCCAUCGACCGGGUGACGCGGAGCACCCUCGUCCUGCAUGAUCUCCUCAAACACACUCCGGCCGACCACCCUGACUACCCGCUGCUCCAGGACGCCCUCCGCAUCUCGCAGAACUUCCUCUCCAGCAUCAAUGAGGACAUCGAUCCCCGGAGGACAGCGGUCACCACCCCCAAGGGGGAGACCCGGCAGCUUGUCAAGGAUGGCUUCUUGGUGGAGCUGUCAGAGGGCUCGCGGAAGCUGCGGCACGUCUUCCUCUUCACCGACGUGCUGCUCUGUGCCAAGCUGAAGAAGACGGCGGUAGGGAAGCACCAGCAGUACGACUGCAAGUGGUAUGUGCCCCUGGCCGACCUGGUGUUCCCCUCGCCGGAGGAGUCGGAGCACUGCCCGCAGGUCCACGUCAUCCCCGACCAUGAGCUGGAGGACAUGAAGAUGAAGAUCUCGGCCAUCAAGAGCGAGGUGCAGAAGGAGAAAGCCAACAAGGGGCAGAGCCGGGCCAUCGAGCGCCUCAAGAAGAAGAUGUUUGAGAACGAAUUCUGGCUGCUCCUCAAUUCGCCCGCCAUCCCCUUCCGCAUCCACAACCGCAACGGGAAGAGCUACCUCUUCCUGCUGUCCUCUGACUAUGAGAGGUCCGAGUGGAGGGAGGCCAUUCAGAAACUGCAGAAAAAGGAUCUCCAGGCCUUCGUCCUGAGCUCGGUGGAGCUGCAGGUGCUCACAGGAUCCUGCUUCAAGCUACGCACUGUCCACAACAUCCCUGUCACCAGCAAUAAGGACGACGAUGAGUCCCCUGGGCUCUACGGGUUCCUGCACGUCAUCGUCCACUCCGCCAAGGGCUUCAAGCAGUCUGCCAACCUUUACUGCACACUGGAGGUGGACUCCUUUGGCUACUUCGUCAGCAAAGCCAAGACCAGGGUUUUUCGGGACACCACCGAGCCGCAGUGGAACGAGGAGUUUGAGAUCGAGCUGGAGGGCUCCCAGUCCCUGCGCAUCCUCUGCUACGAGAAGUGCUAUGACAAGACGAAGCUCAACAAGGACAACAAUGAAAUCGUGGACAAGAUCAUGGGCAAGGGGCAGAUCCAGCUGGACCCACAGGCGGUGCAGACAAAGAACUGGCACAUGGACGUGAUUGAGAUGAACGGGAUCAAGGUGGAGUUCUCUAUGAAGUUCACGAGCAGAGACAUGAGCCUGAAGAGGACCCCGUCCAAAAAGCAGACUGGUGUUUUUGGGGUCAAAAUCAGCGUCGUGACAAAGCGCGAGCGCUCCAAGGUGCCUUACAUCGUGCGCCAGUGCAUCGAGGAGGUGGAGAAGAGGGGCAUCGAAGAGGUCGGCAUCUACAGGAUCUCUGGGGUAGCCACUGACAUCCAGGCAUUGAAGGCUGUCUUUGAUGCAAAUAACAAGGACAUCUUGGUCAUGCUGAGUGACAUGGACAUCAACGCUAUCGCUGGCACACUGAAGCUGUACUUCCGUGAGCUGCCCGAGCCCCUUCUCACUGACAGACUCUACCCUGCCUUCAUGGAGGGGAUCGCCCUCUCGGAUCCUGCUGCCAAGGAGAACUGCAUGAUGCACCUUCUCCGCUCGCUGCCUGACCCCAACCUCAUCACCUUCCUCUUCCUGCUAGAGCACUUGAAAAGGGUAGCUGAAAAGGAGCCCAUCAACAAAAUGUCUCUCCACAACCUGGCCACGGUCUUUGGGCCCACACUGCUGAGACCCUCAGAAGGGGAGAGCAAGGGACACCUCACCCUGGCCUCUGACAUCUGGUCGCACGAUGUGAUGGCCCAGGUCCAGGUCCUUCUCUACUACUUGCAGCAUCCUCCCAUCUCCUUCACUGAGCUGAAACGCAACACACUUUACUUCUCCACGGACGUGUAGCCUGCAGGGAGAAGGCACCAGCUGCAAACACUCCCAGCUCCCUGCUGGGGGACAUGGACUGGAUCGCAGCCCCCCAGGGAGACCGGCCCGGACCCAGGAUGGUGCCGCCUGCAGCUCCUGUACAAUCGCGUGCCAGUGGCCCGGUCCCACCCCAGGCACCGUGCCUCUCUGUAAAGUAGUCGUGUCUUAUGUC